AGAACCAAAACAAAUCAAAAGACAAAAAAUAUCACCAAAUAAAAAAAUGUUUUAAGCCGCUUCAUUCGCAACAACCCACUUUGCAGUCUUUCCAAGUGAUCAAAACGUGUCCCGUCUAGUCGAAAACAAUAAAAAUUAAAAUUAGUGAGAAAAAAAUAAACAAUAUUAGAUCAUUGAACUCUAUUACGUCCUCGUCUUGAUAGAGGAGAAUUUUGAUGUUCCUUCACCGUUUAGCAUUAAAUUAGUGAGAAUUAAGAAGAAAAAGUAGAGAAAGAAGUUGAAAACUGGUUUUGUCGUAGACUCAGACUUCAGAAUUGUAUAUAAACAAGAUGCAAUAUCAAAAAUAGUUUUAGUUAGGAGUUUGCUUUGGGACCGAAAGCGGCUCAAUUUCCUCUGAAAAGUGCAAGCAAUAAGUGAAAAAAUCGACCGAUAUCCAAAAGUGGUCGUUUUGUCUCGAAUCUCUUAUCAAACUCUUAUCGAAUCAACUCUCAAGGCAGCAAAAUGGCAACAAAGUGCAGCUCUCUAAUGCGUUUCAUCUCACUUUUGUUGGUGUCCUUCGUCGUUGGGAGUGCAGCAGAUCUUCCCGCAUGGAGCUACAAGUGCGAACGGAACGUGUGUAAAAAAGUCGCUUUGACGGAUCCCGAACGAGCGAUCAGUCUUCCCGUUUGUCGCUUGUAUUGCAAUGGCGAGAUCGGUGUUGUGUGGCCUAAACCCACGGGACCCGUGAGAAUCGAAGAGAAACUCGCAAAAGUGACUCCAGCUUCGAUUGUUUUUAAGCCUCAAGGCAUGCGAGGUGAGGUAGCGACAUAUUUCGAAGGCAGCAAAUCUCGUUUUAUGGAACAAUUGGAGCGAAAAGUCGUUAAAGGAGUCAAAUUGUCGCAAGAAGGCAUUCAAGUCGUGAUUACUGUGCAUACCAAUAGCGGGGAUUCGGAUCUCACCUACGAGAUUGACGAAGGCUACAAAUUACGCAUCCAACAAGAUGGCGAUAGCAAGAUCAACGUCACAAUCCGUGCCGAAAACUACUAUGGCGCCCGAAAUGGUCUCGAAACGCUCGCACAACUCAUUGUCUUCGACGAUAUCCGCAACCAACUCUUGAUCGCUGCCGAAGUCGAGCUCGAAGACACUCCCGUGUACAAACAUCGCGGCGUAAUUCUCGAUACGUCGCGCAGUUACUUCUCCGUCGAGUCAAUCAAACGCACAAUUGACGCCUUGGCGCUCGUCAAAAUGAACACUUUCCACUGGCACAUCACCGAUUCGCACAGUUUCCCCGUAAUUUUCAAAUCUGUACCCGAACUGGCGAAAUUGGGCGCCUAUUCGCCGCAACAAGUCUACACCGAAGCCGAUGUCCGGGAUAUCGUGCAAUAUGCCCGCAUUCGUGGCGUUCGUGUCAUCCCGGAAUUCGAUGCUCCCGCGCACGUUGGCGAAGGAUGGCAAAAUACCGGCUUAACGGCGUGCUUUAAUGCCCAACCUUGGCAAAAAUAUUGCGUAGAACCACCGUGCGGACAAUUGGAUCCCACAAAGGAGAAGUUGUACGACGUCUUGGAGAAAAUUUACACAGAUUUCGCGGAUUAUUUCCAUCCUGUCGACACAAUUUUCCACAUGGGAGGCGACGAGGUGUCGACCGAGUGCUGGAAUUCGAGCGUUGAUAUCCAAACGUACAUGAAGGCGCAAGGAUGGGGCUUGGAAAAGAGCGAUUUCAUGAAAUUAUGGGGCGAUUUCCAGGAGAAGGCCUUGGAACGAUGGGAUAAAGUCGCAAAAUCGCACGUUCCGAUCAUCUUGUGGACAAGUCACUUGACCGAAAUGCCCUAUUUGGCGAAAUAUUUGAACAAUGAACGGUAUAUCGUGCAAAUCUGGACCAAGGGAGACGACGCAAAGGUUCAAACUUUGCUCGAGAAUGGCUUCAAAAUCAUUGUUUCGAACUACGAUGCACUUUAUCUCGAUUGUGGCUUUGCUGGAUGGGUUCAAGACGGCAACAAUUGGUGCUCUCCGUACAUCGGCUGGCAAAAAGUCUACGAAAACGACUUGAAAAACAUCGGUGGCAGUUAUUCGUCGCAAAUUUUGGGUGCCGAAGCAGCUUUGUGGUCUGAGCAAGCGGAUGAGUAUACCCUAGAUGCCCGUUUGUGGCCUCGUGUCAGUGCCCUUGCCGAACGCCUUUGGUCCGACCCGAAGACAUCGUGGAGAGACGCCGAAUCACGCUUCUUGGUGCAUCGCGAACACUUGGUUCAGAACGGGAUUCAAGCGGAACUUGUUCAACCCCAAUGGUGCCUCCAAAAUGAAGAUAAUUGUCCCUUGGUGCAACGGAAUAUGAUCUAAAAAAAUACUCUUACCUGAUCAUUAAAGUAUAAAAAUGUGAUUUUUCUGCGGAAAACAGUCGGUUUUUUUUGUCACAAUUUAAAAUAAACACGUAGAAUGCUUUUGAAUUCUUUAAAA
This is a messenger RNA of Culicoides brevitarsis, 2430 nucleotides long. It is a transcript of the gene Hexo1, whose product is annotated as chitooligosaccharidolytic beta-N-acetylglucosaminidase. Gene Ontology annotation, molecular function: beta-N-acetylglucosaminidase activity. The transcript is spliced from 6 exons. The coding region runs from base 502 to 2313 and encodes 603 amino acids. Gene Ontology annotation, biological process: ganglioside catabolic process; glycosaminoglycan metabolic process; protein deglycosylation. Lineage: Eukaryota; Metazoa; Arthropoda; Insecta; Diptera; Ceratopogonidae. Gene Ontology annotation, cellular component: lysosome; plasma membrane. The record is from RefSeq and is a predicted model, not a curated record.